AUGUUAUCUUUACUUUCUUCAUCUUCAACAUUAAAACAAAAUCAUCAUCAAUGUACAGAAUGUCGAAAAUCAUUUGCAACACAUAGUGGUCUUAAACAACAUAUGCAUAUACAUAAAACAAUCAAACCUUAUACAUGUGAAAUUUGUUCAAAAGCUUAUACUCAAUCAUCUAAUUUAUGUCGUCAUAAACGUAUUCAUUCACGUGAAAUUAAAUGUCCAACUUGUUUAAUAACAUUUCCGAAUGGACAAUAUUAUGUUCGACAUAAAAAAACAUGUUCAGUUAAUACUAAUACUAAUUCUAUUAAUACUAAUAAUAAUCUUAAUGAGGAGCAUAAAUGUAAAGCUAUUGGUGCUGCUGCAACACAAAUGUAUCAUUCAUUAUCAACAAAAGAAACUCUAGCAUCAUCAACACUUCCAAUUGAAGCAUGGGCACUUUUACAUAAACAAAUUCUAUUUCAUUUCUAUCAACAACAACAACAUCAACAGCAACAGCAGGAAGAACACCAGCAAGAAGAUGAGGAAGAUGAUGAGCAAAUUACUUGUGAUACACCACUUGAUUUAACAAUACCGAAGAAAAGUUCAAUUGAAGAUGAAUCAAAUAGUAGUAGUAUAAUAUCAGAUGAAGAUGAGGAUGAAGAAAAACAACAAAUUGAACAACAACAACAUCGAUUACAUGGUAAUGGGUAUUAUGAAUGUGAAUUUUGUUCGAAACAAUUUCCUCGUGCUGCGAAUUUAACAAGACAUUUAAGAAGUCAUACAGGUGAACAACCUUAUACAUGUUUAAUGUGUACAAGAGCAUUUAGUAUAUCAUCAAAUCUACAACGACAUAUUCGAAGUAUUCAUCAUAAAGAACGACCAUAUGGAUGUAGUGAAUGUGGAAAACGUUUUGGACAACAAACAAAUCUUGAUCGUAAUUGA
This is a messenger RNA of Adineta steineri, 918 nucleotides long. NCBI's taxonomy places the organism in Eukaryota, Metazoa, Rotifera, Eurotatoria, Adinetida, Adinetidae. The record is from the annotation of a GenBank genome assembly.